UGUGCGGAGGGAACUCUUGCAGGCAGGACAGGCAGGCAGUGUGUCUGCAAAGGAGGAGGAGGGAGGGUGGCCUUUUAAAGACCAGGCAGCCUCCUUCCCCCCUCACCCAGCCCCCUUUCUCCUUCUCUCCCUCUCUCUUGCUUUGCCUCCUUCUUUCCACUCCCUCCCUCCCUCCCCUUUCCCAGCCAGAAAGAAAGAAAGAGCUGCUUUUCUUUCCCUCUGUCCAAAAAAGCAAGGCUGGAGAAGGGAGCAAAGGGAAGCAACAAGGGCUGCUGGAGGGACUUUGUUGGACUUGUUGGACUUUGUUGGACUUGUUGGACUUUGUUGGACUUUAUUGGACUUGUUGGACUUUGUUGGACUUGUUGGACUUUGUUGGACGUUGUUGGACUUUGUUGGACUUUGCAACCCACUGCAAAGGGAGUGGAAGGAAGGAAGAGGAGACCCUCCAGAAAAUCCCCUCUUUGGGAAGCAGAGGAGUUGAAAGAGAAAGUGGCCGAAAGAGAAGGUGACCCUCUCCAAGGCUGCAGGGAGGUGGGGAGGGGUCCCUGUGCCCCCCUUGCCUCCCUCCCCAGCCCUCCCCAUGGACCCGCAGUCCCUGGAUGUGGCAGUGCAGACAACACUCUCUGGCCUUUUCCCUCCUUUCGAGGCCACGGCUCCCACGGUCCUGGGCCAGCUCUUCCGAGUCCUGGAGGCCAAAUACCACGGAGACGGGCUCUGCUGCCUCCUGGACUUCCUCGUCCCCUCCAAGCGCCUCCUGGAAGACGUGCGCCAGGCUGCAUGUGCUCCUUAUGUCAGCCGCGUGUUCCUCCACGAAGGCUGGCCGCUCUGCCUCCAUGAGAAAGUGGUGGUCCACUUGGGCCCCUUGAACCCGCUCCUCCUGCGCCCCGGUGACUUCUACCUCCAAGCAGAGCCCUGCGGGGAUCAGUCGGCCUGCCUUUCCUUGAAAUGUCUCUCCAGGGACUUGACCUCGGUGCAGAAGAUCCCCGUCCCAGAAGCCUCCUGCCCUUUGCUCUUCACCCAGGAAUGGCUGGAGGAGAUCAACCAGGGCUUGGACCAACCAGUGCUCCAUACUUGCCUGGUGGCCACUGAAAACGGCAUCGUCCCUGUGCCCUGGAGCAAAAUCGUGACGCCGGAAUUUGUCCAGUUGCCCAAAAGCAAAGAACGAGAGGCUGCUUCGGACUAUUUGGAGACCUAUUCCUUGCCGAAAGGCGGCACUGACCGAAGUCCGAGGUCAACCCAAGGCAAGUAUCCAGGCCUUAUCAAGGUGGAACAAGGAACCUGGAAACAAUCAAAUGUAUUUCUCCUGCCGAGUCUCUGUGAUAUCAUUAGUGAGAACUUGGAAGGGGAGUACGUCAACCUCUUGGGCUUUUCGGAGGAGAAGAAGCUGGAUUCUUCCUCUCCGGCCAAAUCAACGGCAUCUAGAACUCACCAAGAAGUUCCUGGAGAAGAAUCACCUGGGAUGGAGAAUGGGGUUGUGGAGGAAAUAUGGAGCUGCGCGAAGGGCCCUGACUCGGAGGAGGGUCCUUGCACUCCUUGUUUGAGGAGGAAACUGAACCAAGACCCCAAAGUCCAUGAGCCCAAAUGCCGGUAUCGUGAAUCCUAUGUGGCCGCCCUCAAGAACCCGGUCAGCUUCAGCUCAGGGUUGAUGGAAGCGAUCUUGGAAGAGAUAGACACAACACAACAAGCUCCAGAAAGCGUGGACACUAUAUCUCCCAGAGAUCCGGUUUCCAGAAUCUCCUUGGAAUGCCUAGACAAGGAAAGCAAAGCCGAGGAGGUUCCCAAGCCAAAGCCCUUGAAAGUCCUGAAGUCCCCUCCAGAAGGCCCUGCGGCGAGCAAUAGGUUCUCAUUCUUAAAAGGAUACCGGCAUCCUGUUCUUCCAACUUCUCCGACUUCUCCGGAGAAAGUUGGGAAGGGGCAGGAAGGGCCUCGGAAAAGGAACGUUUGCUCUCCAAAAGCAAGCCGAGGAAAGAUGGCUUCUUCAGGGAAAGGUACCAAUCAGGUUGAUGUGGUGUUUCCAGAGCAACCAUCACUAAAAAGAAUAGAAAACAACACUGCUGGAGUUUUGAACCUUGAUUCUUUGGUCAAAGAGCUACAGCCUCCGGGACCUGGACCUUGGGAUCCUGUCCGCUGGGAGUCACUAAAUACGGAGCUUUUGUCUUCUGGACUGGUGUGUCUGCCAGGAAACACUGAUAAGGCGGGGAGACCCAUCAUCCACAUCAGGAGUGGCCCAGAGUGGAGCGCCCCCUGGUGCUCAGCUUCAGAAGUGCUGCGCCUCCUCCUCUACCUUUUCUCCUUGUCCAGGAAGUGGUCAAGCGAGGCGACUCUGACGGUGGUCAUCGAUGCCAGGAAGGACCCCUUGCUCCCACCUCUCUCUGCAGCCCUGGCAGCCUUUCAGAAAGCCUUACCUGGCUCCAUCCACACCGUCUUGCUUCUGGCGGAAAAGGAGGCAGCUUCCCAUUUGGAAAAGUUACCUGGAGUGCAGGUGGAGCUGCUGAGCAACCUGAAGGCGCUGACCCGAUUCGUGGAUGGAAGCCAGUUGACCCAGACCCUGGAUGGCCAGUUCCCAUACUGCCACGGCGAGUGGGUCCAGUACUUCCAGAAGUUGCACCAUUUUGUAAAUGACCUCACGAAGGCUUCGGAGUUGUUACGGAGCGCCAUCAAAGAACUGGAGCGGAGCGAAGUGCCAGAGACCUUCCAGGCCGUUCAGCAGCAGAUGCAGCGCCAUCGGCAGCUGAUGCAGGAGGUCUUGUCCGAUGUGCGGCUGGAGGGUCUGCAGCGGGAAGGAGGGGCCACGCUGGCCAGGCUCCGGAGGGAGGCCGUCCGGCUCAGCCCCUCCCCGGAUGUCCGGAUGGGCAUCGAAUGGGCCUUGGCGCUCUACAGUCUGCUGGAAGAUCAGGUCCACUCCUUGGUCACCAAAUCCAACAGCCGUUCGGGGAGACUGGAGUUCCUCUUGAAGAUCCGGGAAUUGGAAGGAGAAUUCAGCAAGGUCAGUUUGUGGUUUGAGGAAAAAGGAGAACCGGAGCUUCUUGCAGUGGGAUCUGCAGCCGGCAGCCGGGAGAUUAUCGAAGAGUCCUACCGGAGGUUUAAGGAAUUCUUCAAAGAGGCCACGGUCCACUACAACCGGGGCCUCUCGCUGUCGAAGGACGCGGCCAAAAUCCAGGGCUCCUCCUUCCCUGAAAUGGGGGCUUUUGAGGCAGCUAAGCGGUCAUUCCAGGCCAAACUGACCACCUUCUACAUGGAGAUGGAGAGGACGGGGGCUGAGCUGGAGACCCUCCUUGACCUGCACAGGUUUGGUGACAAGGUUACACAGUUCAGCCUUGACUGCAAGCUGCUCCUGGUCCGUUCUGCCUCCAAAGGGAACGCUCUUAUGAACGCAAAUGCCCAACAAGAGGUGGAAGAAUUGCUCCAAAGGCUCUCCGGGGAGUUUUCAGCCGAGACCUUCCAGCAGAUGAAGAUCCAGGCCUCCAGCCUUUCCAACCGAAAUGGCUUAACGGUGUGGAGGGAAGCUCUGGAGAGAUGCCAGGAGGCCAAGCGCACCCUCCAAGGCGCAUUGGGGAGAUUCAAGGAAGAGAGAGAGAAGGGAUCCUUUGACUCAAUUCCUGAAGUCCAUGGUUUGGAUGAAGAUCCUGGUUUGGAUGGAGUAUCAAGAGAACAGGAGAGGAAAGUCAACAGUGACAAGGAUGGAUUUGCGAACACCAUUGGCGUUAGCAACCAUCCGUCUGUAGAGAUAGGAAAGGAGAGAGAGGAGACCUAUCUUGAUUCACUGGAUCCCGUCUUGGAACAUGGUCCUUCCAAGAAUGAUGAAGGUGGAUUUGCAGACACCGUAGGCAUUGGUGAACAUCCGUCUGAUCCUGCGCAUGGUGGUACAGGAAAAGGGAGCGAGGAGACCUAUCUUGACCCCAUCUUGGAAUAUGGGAACCCUGAAGCUCAGGACUUGGAUGCAGAGAUCUCCGAUGGCCUCCACGUCUCAACUCAGAGCUUGCCUUCCAUUCCUCUUGACUUCUCCCUCAAGACCUGUGAGAAGCUGCCCUCCGCCAAACAGCCUUGCGCCUCCAUGCCGGCCAGAGGUCGCAGCCGACGGAGGACCGAGGCAGCCCAAUACUUCCAGCUCUCCAGGCACGAGAGCUUUUCCUCGGAAGAUGCGGAUUCACAGAAUUCUGCUGAAGACACCUUGGGGUCCAGCACCUUGUCCAUGGAGUCUCCAAAUGCCAACUCAUCCUGUGCCCAGGAGAAGUCUUUGGGCAUUCUCUAUUUGGAGAACCACAAUGCGCAGUGCAUGCCCAAUGCAGCCACACAAUGAAACCGAGGAGCCAUGAGUCUCAAGUUCCACACUUUUGAGCACUUCAAGGCUUGGGUUGCUCUGAGUUUUUUGGGCUGUAUGUCCAUUUUCCAGUAGCAUUGUCUCCUGAUGUUUCACCUGCAUCUGUGGUUGAUGGCAUCUUCAGAGGUCUGUUGGAGAUGAGGCAAGUGGGUUGUCUAUCUAUCUAUCUAUCUAUCUAUCUAUCUAUCUAUCUAUCUAUCUAUCUAUCUGUGGAAUAUCCAGGGUAUCUGUGGGAGAAAGAACUCAUGUUUAUUAAAGCAAGUGUGGCUGUUGCAAUUAACAAGCUUCAAUAGCAUUGAGUAGCCAUAAAGUCUGCAAAGUCAAUUAGUGAGGGUAUCUGCAUAGCGAUAAACUGGGAUUUGUUGCCAUUGUUUGGGAGGUGUUAACUGACACUUGUUUGUUUGCUGUCUGGAGUACCGUGUUUCUGAGUGGUAUUCCUUAUUUACUGUCUUGGUUCUGGUGUUUUUUAAUUCUAGUGACCAGACAGAAGUUGCCUUCUCUGAUUGACUUUGCAGUUUCAUUGCUACUUAAUGCCAUUUAAGCUUACUAAUUGCAACAUUCACACUUGCUUUAACAGACAAGGGUUCUUUCUCUUACCUUGGACAUUAUUCCAUGGGUUAAUAUACACUCUACUUGCUUCACUGCCAACAGAACUUCUGAAG
This is a messenger RNA of Anolis carolinensis (green anole), 4983 nucleotides long. RefSeq names its product KIAA1755 ortholog. The transcript is spliced from 14 exons. Lineage: Eukaryota; Metazoa; Chordata; Lepidosauria; Squamata; Anolidae. Bases 581 to 4300 code for a protein of 1239 amino acids. The record is from RefSeq and is a predicted model, not a curated record.